AUGGCUAGCAGAACCCAAUUUGAAAAUUCGAACGAGGUGGGCGUCUUCUCCAAGUUGACCAAUUCAUACUGCCUUGUCGCCGUCGGCGGCUCAGAGAACUUCUACUCUGCCUUUGAGGCCGAGCUUGGAGAUGUCGUCCCCAUCGUCAGAACCACCAUUGCCGGUACCCGUAUUGUGGGCCGUAUGACCGCUGGUAACAGACGUGGUCUCUUGGUGCCAACGCAAACGACCGACCAGGAGCUAAUGCAUUUGAGAAACUCGUUGCCAGACAGCGUCAAGAUCCAGAGAGUCGAGGAGAGAUUGUCUGCACUCGGCAAUGUCAUUUGCUGCAACGACUACGUUGCUCUUGUUCAUCCAGAUAUCGAAAGAGAGACGGAAGAGUUGAUCGCCGACGUGCUUGGCGUGGAGGUGUUCCGUCAGACCAUCGCAGGUAAUGUGUUGGUUGGCUCUUACUGUUCGUUAUCUAACCAGGGUGGUCUCGUGCACCCACAAACCACCAUCCAGGACCAGGAGGAGUUGUCUUCGCUUUUGCAGGUUCCUCUUGUGGCCGGUACUGUCAACAGAGGUUCAUCUGUUGUCGGCGCCGGUAUGGUUGUCAAUGACUGGUUGGCUGUCGCUGGUUUGGAUACCACGGCGCCCGAAUUGUCUGUGGUGGAGUCUAUCUUCAGGUUGCAGGACGCCCAGCCCGACGCUAUUGCGGGUAACUUGAGAGAUACGUUGAUCGAGACAUACACUUAA
Candidozyma haemuli is the source of this 738-nucleotide messenger RNA. Its product is annotated as translation initiation factor 6. Gene Ontology annotation, cellular component: cytosol; preribosome, large subunit precursor; nucleolus. The transcript has a single exon. Gene Ontology annotation, molecular function: ribosomal large subunit binding. Bases 1 to 738 code for a protein of 245 amino acids. Lineage: Eukaryota; Fungi; Ascomycota; Pichiomycetes; Serinales; Metschnikowiaceae. The record is from RefSeq and is a predicted model, not a curated record. Gene Ontology annotation, biological process: maturation of LSU-rRNA; assembly of large subunit precursor of preribosome; maturation of 5.8S rRNA.